This is a messenger RNA of Callithrix jacchus (white-tufted-ear marmoset), 4482 nucleotides long. It is a transcript of the gene PUS7, whose product is annotated as pseudouridine synthase 7. Gene Ontology annotation, molecular function: pseudouridine synthase activity; RNA binding. Gene Ontology annotation, biological process: pseudouridine synthesis. The record is from RefSeq and is a predicted model, not a curated record. Lineage: Eukaryota; Metazoa; Chordata; Mammalia; Primates; Cebidae. Gene Ontology annotation, cellular component: nucleus.
UUUCCCCUUUUUUGAGAGAAGCUCUCACUCUGUCACCUAGGAUGGCAUGCAAUGGCAACAUCAUGGCUCAAAUAAAUUCAUUGACUGGGUGUGGUGGCUCACGCCUGUUACCCCAGCCCUUUGGGUGGCUGAGGCAAGAGGAUCUGGGGUCAGGACUUUGAGACCAGCCUGGCCAACAUGGUGAAACGACACCUCUACUGAAAAUACAAAAGUUAGCUGGGCAUAGUGUCAAGCACCUGUAACCCCAGCUACUCGGAGGGUGAGGCAAGAGAAUCACUUGAACCUGGGAGGUGGGGGGCGUGAACUGAGAUCGCACCACUGCAUUCCAGCCUGCCCAACAAAGUGAGACUUCGUCUUAAAGAAUAAAUAAGUAAAUUCAUUUAAAUGGUUUCAGGUGUUCUCCUGACUGUGUUUUAUAAUCUUAAACUCUUUUUUCACUUGAAUGUACCACAGCUGUGGUAGAAGAAGGUAGUCUUUGGAGCCAGAUAGAUCCCAGUGUAAAUCCAGUUCUCUACUUAGUAAUUACUUCGCUUCUGUGAACCUCAGUGUUCUUAUUUAAAAAAUGGAUCAGGCCGGUAUAGUGGCUCAUGCCUGUAAUCCCAGCACUUUGGGAGGCCCGAGGCAGGCAGAUCACUUGACAUCAGGAGUUCAAGACCAGCCUGGCCAACAUAGGGAAACCCGAUCUCUACUAAAAAUACAAAAAUGAGCCAGACAUGGUGGGUAGCAAGACUCUGUCUCAAAAAAUAAUAAAAAUAAAAUAAAAUAGGAUGAGCACAGCACACCUGUAAUCCCAGCACUUUGGGAGGCUGAGGUGGGUACAUUACCUGAGGUCGGGAGUUUGAGACCAGCCUGACCAACAUGGAGAAACCCUGUCUCACUAAAAAUAUAAAAAAUUAGCCGGGUGUUGUGGCUUAUACCUGUAAUCCCAGCUACUUGGGAGGAUGAGGUAGGAGAAUCUUUUGAACCCUAGAGGCGGAGGUUGCAGUGAGCCGAGAUUGCACCUUUGCAAUCCAGCCUGGGCGACAAGAACAAAACUCCAUUUGAAAAAGAUAAAGCCGUGCGCGGUGGCUCACGCCUGUAAUUCCAGCCUUUGGGAGACCGAGGUAGGUCGAUCACCUGAGGUUGGGAGUUCAAGACCAACCUGACCAACAUGGAGAAACCCUGUCUCUACUAAAAAUACGAAAAUUAGCCAAGCAUGGUGGCGCAUGCAUGUACUCCCAGCUACUCGGGAGGCUGAGGCAGGAGAAUCGUUUGGAGCCGGGAGAUCGUGCCAUUGCACUCCAGCCUGGGCAACAAGAGCAAAACCCCAUCUCAAUAUAAAUAAAUAAAUAUAAAAUAAAAUAGAUUAUAUACCACAUUGGGGUUGUUGAGGAGUUUGAAUAAUGCAUGUAAAAUAUUUAACAUGAAGGCAAGCUUCAGGCUAGUUCAAGUAGACUCACUGGGUUCUGAUUCAAUUACCGUGUAUUAUAUUUUGUGGCUUAAUUUAGUGGGAGCUGUCUGAAUAGUCAUAGGGUAAUGUUUUGUUUUUUUUUUUUUUUUUUUGAGAUGGAGUUUCGCCCUUAUUACCCAACCUGGAGUGUAAUGGUGCAAUCUCGGCUCACUGCAACCUCCACCUCCUGGGUUCAAGCAAUGUACUCCGACUUCGUUGUUCAUGAAAUAGGAAAAGAUGGACGGAUCAGCCAUUUGAAUGACUUGUCCAUUCCAGUGGAUGAGGAGGACCCUUCAGAAGAUAUAUUUACAGUUUUGACAGCUGAAGAAAAGCAGCAAUUGGAAGAGCUCCAGCUCUUCAAAAAUAAGGAAACCAGUGUUGCCAUUGAGGUUAUCGAGGACACCAAAGAGAAAAGAACCAUCAUCCAUCAGGCUAUCAAAUCUCUGUUUCCAGGAUUAGAGACAAAAACAGAGGAUAGGGAGGGGAAGAAGUACAUUGUAGCCUACCACGCAGCUGGGAAAAAGGCUUUGGCAAAGGUCAGAACUGCAGCAGAUCCAAGAAAACAUUCUUGGCCAAAAUCUAGGGGAAGUUACUGCCACUUUGUACUAUAUAAGGAAAACAAAGACACCAUGGAUGCUAUUAAUGUACUCUCCAGAUAUUUAAGAGUCAAGCCAAACAUAUUCUCCUACAUGGGAACCAAAGAUAAAAGGGCUAUAACAGUACAAGAGAUUGCUGUUCUCAAAAUAACUGCACAAAGACUUGCCCACCUGAAUAAGUGCUUGAUGAACUUUAAGCUAGGCAAUUUCAGCUAUCAGAAAAAGCCUCUGAAAUUGGGAGAGCUUCAAGGAAACCACUUCACAGUUGUUCUCAGAAAUAUAACAGGAACUGAUGACCAAGUACAGCAAGCUAUGAACUCUCUCAAGGAGAUUGGAUUUAUUAACUACUAUGGAAUGCAGAGAUUUGGAACCACAGCUGUCCCCACGUAUCAGGUUGGAAGAGCUAUACUACAGAAUUCCUGGACAGAAGUCAUGGAUUUAAUAUUGAAACCCCGCUCUGGAGCUGAAAAGGGCUACUUGGUUAAAUGCAGAGAAGAAUGGGCAAAGACCAAAGACCCAACUGCUGCCCUCAGAAAACUACCUGUCAAAAGGUGUGUGGAAGGGCAGCUGCUUCGAGGACUUUCAAAAUAUGGAAUGAAGAAUAUAGUCUCUGCAUUUGGCCUAAUACCCAGAAAUAAUCGCUUGAUGUAUAUUCAUAGCUACCAAAGCUAUGUGUGGAAUAAUAUGGUAAGCAAGAGGAUAGAAGACUAUGGGCUGAAACCUGCUCCAGGGGACCUUGUUCUCAAAGGAGCCACACCCACCUAUAUUGAGGAGGAGGAUGUUAAUAAUUACUCUAUCCAUGAUGUGGUGAUGCCCUUGCCUGGUUUCGAUGUUAUCUACCCAAAGCAUAAAAUUCAAGAAGCCUACAGGGAAAUGCUCACAGCUGACAAUCUUGAUAUUGACAACAUGAGACACAAAAUCCGAGAUUAUUCCUUGUCAGGGGCCUACCGAAAGAUCAUUAUUCGUCCUCAGAAUGUUAGCUGGGAAGUUGUUGCAUAUGAUGAUCCCAAAAUUCCACUUUUCAACACAGAUGUGGACAACCUAGAAGGGAAGCCACCACCAGUUUUUGCUUCUGAAGGCAAAUACAGGGCUUUGAAAAUGGAUUUUUCUCUACCCCCUUCUACAUAUGCCACCAUGGCCAUUCGAGAAGUGCUAAAAAUGGAUACCAGUAUCAAGAACCAGACACAGCUGAAUACCACCUGGCUUCGCUGAGCAGUACCUUGUCCACAGAUCAGCAAAUGCACACAAGUGUUUGCUUCCUGGCUCCCUGUGCAUUUCUUAGUUCAGACUCAUAUGGAUUUCAAAUCUUUGUAAUAAAAAAUUAUUUGUAUUUUUUAAAGUUUUUAUUAGCCUAAAGAAAUAAUUUGCAAUAUUUGUACAUGUACACAAAUCCUGAGGUUCUUAAUUUUAGCUCAGAAUAUAAAUUGGUCAAAAUAUACUUCAGGUGCUUAAAUCAGUGAGAUGUCAGCUUUACAAUAAUAAAAAAAGGACUUUGGUUUAAAGAAUCAGGUUUAGGUUUUGCUGCAUUCUCAAAAGACAGCAGGAGUUUUUGACACAUCUGUGAUGGAGUAUACAACCAUACGUUUUAAGAGCAAUGCAACAAAACAAAUCUGGACUGUGGGUAAAUAAUUUGAUAGCUGCCACCCACGAAUAUUAAUACAGUACUCAUGCUGAUUUAAAUGAUAAUCAAACAUCUACAGACUUGUAAACAGUGAUCAUCAUUAUCCUGCUUGUGUACAAGAUUCAGGCAAGCAUUAAAGACUUUUUAGUUGCAGUGGCUUUUGCAUAUAUUAUCAAUGCCUUGCAGGAAAGUUGCAUUGAUAGAACCUUUUUCUUCUAUCCUUUUUUUUUUUUCCCCCAAGACAGAGUCUCACUCCAUAGUGUAGGUUGGAUUGCAGUGUAGUGUAAUUCUGCAAUCCUCGAUUCUGGCUCACUGCAACCUAGUCCUCCCAGGCUCAAGUGACUCUCCCACCUCAGCCUCCCGAGUAGCUGGGAGUACAGGUGCACACCACGACGCCUAGCUGAUUUUUGUCUUUUUUUGUAGAGACAGUUUUGCCAUGUUGCAGAGGCUAACUCCUGGGAUUACCAGUGUAAGUCACUGAGACAGCCGGGUUUUUUUUCUUUAUGUAAUCGUGUAUAGCUGUUUUUAUUAGUGAAGGUCUAAUUUUUACCCUAGGUGCCUUUUAUGUUCAGAACUCUUUCCACUGGACUGGUAUUUGCUAUAAAAAUAAAUAAUGGUAGAGAAUAAAACUAUAAAAAUGUACAAGAGCAUCUAUCAGUAGCAUUUGUUUACCCUUUGUCACCAGUGGCUUUGGUAUUUCCAUGUCUGACACUGCAUAAACUUUUCUCUGGUAUGAAAGGAUAGAUACGCCUUUCUAAAGUUGUGUAUCAUAAUUGUAUCAAUUUUUAUUUUCUAUGAUUUCUAGAAACAAAUAUAAUAAAUAUUUUUAAAAUCUC